GAAAUUAGUUCGCUUCGAUAUUCUUUAGGUUGAGAUGAUUUUGUAUAUAAACAAGUUGCGGGAUCAAAUAAGUCAUCAGUUCAAAUUUGAAAUACAUUUUGUAACAAACUAAACAUGAAAUUCAUCGCUGUUCUUUUGAUUGUUUCUGCUUUCGCAGCUUUUGCUUUGGCAUCACCUCAUCACAAGGAAGGACAUGAAGGCACAGAAUGUCAUUAUCAUUGUGAGGAAGAGAAGCCCCUAGAUAAACCAUUGAGCACCCAUAAUGGAACAUGCCGCAGGGAGUUUGUAAAUGAAUGUGAAUUGGAAAUGUUCAAUUGUGUUAAUCAUCCAGAAAAGCAAUUUGAAAAGAUGAGCGAAGACCAAAAAUCCGCACAUCAUGACAAACCAUUGCCUUUGUGUGAGGAUGAGAAAAAAGAAUAAAUUUUUAUAACUCAGAUAUGUGGUUUUAAAAUACUUUUUUGUUAAAAAAUAAAAUGUUUAAAACUUAAAAACAAA
Molecule: messenger RNA, 495 nt
Organism: Episyrphus balteatus (marmalade hoverfly)
Lineage: Eukaryota; Metazoa; Arthropoda; Insecta; Diptera; Syrphidae
Exons: 2
Coding region: 115-420 (101 amino acids)
Source: RefSeq, a predicted model, not a curated record